AUGGUACUGGAACUAGGUUCGAUCUAUGAUGAGAAAGACAUGAUUGAAAAAGGUGAAAUGCAAAAAGCAGAGGAAUUCCAGCGCAUACUGGUUUUGAUUCUGCGUACCGCCCAAGGACACCAUACUCACAAGUUAAAACGCAGCUCAAAGGAGCAGCGGUCGGCAUUGAAGCUGGCCGCUGGAUUUAAUGCCAAAUAUGGAGAUGGGUGGAAGGCCUUGGUCAAGCGGAUUUUAGACAACUGGACUCACCCGAUCAAAUCCGAGGAAAAGAAGGAUCUGCCACUUGGCUUGGAAGAGCAGCUUUCUCGACAACUUGUUAACAAGGGGACAAGGUUAUCAGACGCCGAGAAGAAAGGAAUAAAUCACAUUCUGGAGGUUGCCGAAAGAAUCAUCGCCAACACAAACGAUUACUUUAGCUGGGAGUUUAAAAGAAAUGGAGAUAAAAGAGUGGCAAACUUGAUCCAAGUCAUAAUGGAAAAAGAGGGCAGUUCCGAGGAAGAAGCCAGAGAAAAGUUGAAGAUCGCAAUUCUGGACGAUGAGACAAAAUAUCAACUCCUAUCGAACCAAGUUUUACGGCCACUCCAAAAUGCCCCAGCGAACGUGCGCAUAUUUCUUGCCAUGCUUGAUCUUCUUAUUGGGGGUCAUCAUGUUUGGAGCGCUACUUGCGAAAGAUACAAGGUUCACUCCCAACUGGAUGUGAAAGAAAUCACGAUAGCUACUACUCAGGACGAAAGUGGAGAUAUGAGCCCCUAA
This is a messenger RNA of Penicillium longicatenatum, 753 nucleotides long. RefSeq names its product geranylgeranyl pyrophosphate synthase. The transcript is spliced from 3 exons. The coding region runs from base 1 to 753 and encodes 250 amino acids. NCBI's taxonomy places the organism in Eukaryota, Fungi, Ascomycota, Eurotiomycetes, Eurotiales, Aspergillaceae. The record is from RefSeq and is a predicted model, not a curated record.